AUGAGGAACAUACGUCGCAUCUCUUCUUACGGAAUGGAAAAUUUUAUGAGAUGCCCCAGUAAAGAGAUGCUCAUCGCAGGCUACUCAACGCUACCGAACUCGAUACUCGAACAGUCAGACCGUUUGAAAGUGCGCAUGAGGAAUCUCGCAGAUGGCUCUGGCAAUGCGCCGAAAAAGCAGCACAAACAGUCGAAAUUCGCUGCCACGUCGUCAAUUGACGACGCCGUUUUUGAUCAGCUUCAAGGAAUAAUUCAAAAGAUAGACACAGUCAAUGAAAAUGCGGUAAACGAUUUCCAGCCAUUAAUUGCGUUUUUUGACAGCAAUUUCGGGUCCCAGACCUUGCAGGUUUGGUCCUAUUACGCGCAAGUGAGCAACCAUCAAAAAUUUACAAGUUGUACCAACAGACUGGCGCGUGCAUUGCAUGUUAUGGGCAUGGACCAGCGCUGUUUCGACUCGGGAUCUCACGUCAUCACGUCGAUCUUGAAAGACUAUGUCAAAGUGCUUUACAGAGGCCUGAACAAUCUGAGACCUCCAACGACGAAUCCAACCCUAAGACUGAUGUGCGAGAUCGUCAGCUUCAACGGUGGGCGUCACAUUGACGAGUUCAUGUCUCAUUUUGAUCUUUCGCUCCCGAGCCUUGUCAAAAUUUUGAUGCCAACCCGUGCGGAACUCAGCAAUACAGACGCCGCGAGUCGCCGACCCGAGCAAUCCAUGCGUCACAAUUUUGUUAAGUUUUGGCUUGCAAUUGUUAAAAGUGCUCCGGCGGUCUUGAGAAAAGCUCUUUUGACUGAAAACCCUAAAAUCAUGAGUGUUUGGUACAAACACAUGGGUAAGAUGGAUAGUGUCGAGUUGGUAUUGUCCAGUAUCGAGGUAUUGCACGCUUGCGUUUUGAGUGAGCCCGCAUUCAGAAAGCAAACAAAAUGCAAAAUCUUAAACGAAUCGCUUCUGGCAAGGUUGCAGCCGUUUUAUCAGGCCUCGGAUUCUAAACUGGUAUCGGCGGUUGAUAAGUUUUUCCGAGAUUUCGCAACAAAUUCACAAGUAAAUUGUGUUUUCCCAGAUGAUAAAGUAUGGUUCGCGGAGCCCGUUUUUUCAUCCAAUGCCCAAAGUUCUAACUUAGGUGCCGUAGUGGCUGUAAAUGGGAAAAAAUUCAGCAUUUACAAUAAACUGUUGUACACACUCUUGACAUUUUUCAAACCUUGGGAAGACGACGCACAACUCAAACUUGUCUUAGAGAUCUUAGAUUUUGUGCCAGAACUAGUUGCGCCUUAUUGCAACCACCUCGCGACCAUUGGCAAUCACAAUCCCAGCAUGACAUCUUAUUGGUUCGGUAUGAGUUUACUCUUGGGAAGAAUUAUCAAUUUGCCAAUACCACCCAAAGUUGAAAUUGUCCAAACCGAGCAGAUGCCUUCUAUUGACAUUCUAAUAAUGUCCAUAAUCCCAACAACUUUGACCAGGGCUUCAUUCAUCAAAAUUUUUCAAAGUGACACUUUUCUAAUACGGCAAAUAGGUUGUCAGCUCUUGGUUUUUGCAUUCAAAAAACUACAAUCCAUUCUCACCUUAUUCGACGGUAAGGGCUGGGCGGGUGGAAAAACAACGUUGCUCAAUCUUUUCAGAGCCAGAAUUCCAGACCCGCAAACCAUUUUUGUUGCACUUAAUGACUCUUAUGAAAAACAACCUUCGAAUGAAAUUUUGGCUCUUUCUCUCACAGAAGUCUUGAAACAUCAUAGUAUGGUUUUCCCAACAACCUUCGCCAUCAAUCUUUCCGAUUGUAACAUCUAUUCCAAUAUAAUGGAGCAAGAAUCAUUUGUGGGUAGCAAUCUGCUGAUCAUUGAUAACUUCUUACAAUUGCAAAGAAUGACAGGUUUCCAAUCCAAAUGGUAUAAUGGCUCAAAGAAUCGCAAUUCGACAUUUACAACACUUUUGAAAGUAGCAUCGUCACAAUCUGCAUCAAGCGUCAUGGUUCACAAAAUAACCAAUCUUCUGGAGUCACUCAUCAAAUUUACUUGCAUGUUCAGGUUCGACCGUUUCUUGGCCUCACCGGUAUCUGCGAUUAUCAACAGCUUGAUUGUUGUCGUCAGAGCAACAUAUGAGGAAAAUCUGAAUGCGGAAAUGGCCAAGAUAUGGAAACUGUUGGACGAGGUCGUGGCAAGAUGCAUCAAAUUUCCCUACAGAUAUGUCGACAUGUCCAAGGACUUCGAAUGCGUCUCUCCGUUUAUUAUGGCUCUCAAAGAGCAAUGGGGAUUUUUAGAAGUCCAGGAUCAUGACUCUAUUGCAUCAAAGUGGCUUCUCAUACUUUGCCGCACAUUUGCAUUGGCAGGAGAGUCUUUAGUUGGUAUCAAAAUGCUAACCAAUGGGUUACCAAACAUCUGUCAUGAGCUGAAGGAAAACUAUUUAUCAUUUGACAACUACGAAGCCAGACUAUCAAAGCUGAACGAAGCAAAGUAUCUUUUAUCGAGCGCCUCUGAUUGUUCUUACUUUCAAUACCUGCUUUUACUACCGGCGAAGCAGUUGUGCAACGUAAAGAGGCUUCCGGUACAUGGUUUGGAUGCUCUAGCCAUUUUUUGGCGCAUAAGAUUUCUUCUCGAAUCCUCGGAAGUAAGAUUGCAAAGUUGUUACCUAACCACCGCACUCCGCGAGUUAAUCUUUCAAGGUUUUCAAUUCGCUCUAGGGGACAAAUCCAUGGCAAGCAAGUUAACGAGAUCAUCUCUAUUGAAAUCAAUAACAGUGAAUCUCAAUAUCGACUUGAGAGACUUAAACGAAUGUGAGAAAUAUGCAUACGUGACAAAUUGCAUACUCGAGAUUUCUUCAGAGAGCACUCUUUCUGUUACAGAAUUACAAGAUCACUUAUUCGAAAUUUUCAAGUGCGGAUUCAAAUUGUGGCAAGGCAAUAAGCUUUUGUUCCCGAUUUUAAAGAGAUCUUUGUAUGUCUUUUCCGGAAACCAACUGAUCGAAAUAUUAGAGUCGCACUAUUUUACCAAAACGGAGGACGUUGUGGAAAUUCUCCACGCUUUGUGGUCACAGAGGCAAACUAUAAGCAACGCUAGCUUUCUAGAGCUUUGUCAAAUUAGUGACAAUAAAGUAGUUGAGGCCCUAGCGGACUUUGUUUCGCAAGGUCUGAUUCAAGAUAUCUCGGUAGGAGAUGUUCUCCCCAUAACGUCAAGGUCUCCAAAUAUGCUUAAAGUUUUGGAGCAGCUUAUUUUGAGUGACAACUUCGAGGAGAAGUUCGUGCCAUCUCUGUUGCAGAAUUCGCAGGAUUUUUCCACGAGACUGAUGAUCGCAGCUUGCUUGAGAAAAAAGAAUUUUGCCGCUGUCAAUGAUCUAAUACAAGAAAUUGUGACGAGCUAUUCAUUGAGUUUGUGUGAACUUCAGAGCCGCGAUUUCAAAAAUACUCUCGAACUUCUCACAGGUUCGAAAGACUUGUUGGAAGAAAAGCAAUUGGAAAGGCUAAUUAAGGAAGCAAUUGAUCAUCCAAAGUUCAAAUACACUGCUGAAGUUCUCAAAUUUGUCAAUUCCGUUGAUCUUGCCGACAAAACUUUUCUAAAUGUUUGGUUCAAAAAAUGUCUUCUGGUCGCCACCAAAACUUUGUCAGAGAAGCCUCUCCUAACUGCUGAAUUCUUAAAUUUCAUGACCGACUUAACAACCGCCAUAAAGAAGUACAAAUUUCUGAAUAUGUGCUCUGCCGCAGCUAUUAAUUCAAAUAUUGAGGUCAUUGUUGGCGGGAAAUGGGUUUUCAAAGAGGAGGUCUUGGAAUACUUGAAUACCCUGCUCAUUUCUGGCAUUAAGCAAGUCCAGAGCAGUAGACUGCUGCAAAUUCUGAUCAACAACGACAAAAUUGCUACAAAGAAUCUCCUCGAAGAGAACGUUCUGACCAGAUUUCUUAUUUGUUCUGUCAUUUCCAGCUUAUUUUUCCUUGAUGUCAAAUCAAACUGCAAUCUCUCAAUUCAAAAGAGCCUUCUUUCGUUUUACAAUGGAAGCUUAGACUUAAGCGAUCGACUAUUACUGAAGAUCUUACAGACUAUCGAGUCGAAUUCUUCGGCGUCGUGGGUUGAUAAAGUCUACGCUUGGGAACUUUUAGAGCUCGCAGACGAAGACUCACAGAUCCCAUUAAUAAGAGAUGAGAAGGAAGGUUUGAUCGUGUCCUUGAGCAGAAAACGUAUACAUGCCACCCUCUCAAAGUUUCCUCAUGAAUUUUCACACGAAUCAAAUUACAAAGUGAAAACCACUGAGGAAAAAUGGACGGACUUUCUUACAGCUGUUGAAAAAGUUAAGCUUCAAAAAGAACAUGAGGAGCGCUAUGAUCCAUUGUUCAUAAUUUUAACGAUAGUGAACAAUGAAGAUUUACUUCACGCAGUCAAUGAAAGUGAAAAUGAGACACGACAACUGAAUGUGAAAAGGUUACUUGACUGCGAUUUGUUUGAAUUUAUCAUUAUGGCACUUUCUUGUGAAGGUGAGACUUCCAGAGUUGCUCAAUUGAUGAUUAGCAAAAUGCUCCAGUCAUUGAAAGGUGAGCAUCACUUCCGAGGAAGUCACAUCUUUGACAUUUUACUCACUAAGAUUAGCUACACGCUGUACAAGGCAAAGUCAGAGAGCACCGAAGCUAUAUGUCCUUUAUUAUGGAGAUUCAUAUCGAAAUUGUGUGACAUACUCAAAAGCCCCACUUCGACGCUUUAUGAACCUGCCUUUAGAUGGGUUCUUUCUGGCCCUCGAAUAAUGCCUCGUAGUAUUCCACUUUUGGAUAAAAUGCUAAACGCUACAACAAAUGCGGACAUUGAUAAUUUUGACAGCCAUCUACUUUGGGUUGUGGAAACAGUCAAAGAGGGUCUCAAAUGCAAAAGAGACAUUGAUAUAUUGAGGUCGCAUAAUAUUCUCGAGCAACUGUUGAACUUGCUCAAUUCUCCUUACUCUAAUUCAAGAUUGCAGUCGACGAUCGUCGCCGUUAUCUAUGAAGUGCAAAGAAUAGAAUCGGGAGCAUCAACACUGAUAACAAGGUAUUCGGGGAUUUCAUUUUUGGAAGCGAGGCACUUGAACUUGUUGAAAAAUCUGGCAGAUAGCCAAGGCAAGCUUUUAGACUCCAACGGAAAUCUAGGUCUACUUAAGAGUUUUCUGACUCAAAAGGAACUGGAUUUAAACAACCAGGAACUAGCGGCAGGAUUCGCAGUGGUAACAGCUUCUCGAAAACACCUCCGCGAUUGGGUCGGUGCUGACGCUGAAGACUGUGCGAAAAGACUUUGCAUUGACCAAAUAUGA
Molecule: messenger RNA, 5247 nt
Organism: Lachancea mirantina
Lineage: Eukaryota; Fungi; Ascomycota; Saccharomycetes; Saccharomycetales; Saccharomycetaceae
Source: the annotation of a GenBank genome assembly